AAAAAUGUCUACAUCAAACAAUACAACUAACGUUAUAACUCAAGAUUGUUCUGGAUGUGGAAAAAGUAAACCAGCUUCGGAAUUCACAAGACAACGAGGAAAUAAAAAAAUAAUAGGAUCUACUUGCAACAAAUGUUCAGACCGACUAAAACAAACCCGAUUAAAUAAAAAACUCGAAGUUGAA
This is a messenger RNA of Racocetra fulgida, 184 nucleotides long. NCBI's taxonomy places the organism in Eukaryota, Fungi, Glomeromycota, Glomeromycetes, Diversisporales, Gigasporaceae. The record is from the annotation of a GenBank genome assembly.